This is a messenger RNA of Cuscuta campestris, 789 nucleotides long. The record is from the annotation of a GenBank genome assembly. Lineage: Eukaryota; Viridiplantae; Streptophyta; Magnoliopsida; Solanales; Convolvulaceae.
GUAAGAUGAAAUGAUAAUAAACACAUUCUUCGAUCUAUAUUCUCUAGCUAUAUUUAAUACUACACACUUCUAUACCGCAGUGACCGGUUCGGCGCCACAGCUUUUGCCGCAAGCUAAUAUGCAUUUCGUAUCGUCGUCGUCUUUGUUGUUGUUAACGUCAUUUCUUCUGCUCUCAUCAAUGGAAGUAUCUGGUAACUCCGAAGGUUUAUCGAGUCAACAACUCGUCCCUCAGCUUGGCAGCCUUACGAAUUUACAGUACUUGGAACUAUAUGACAAUAACAUUAGUGGGGAAAUUCCAAUGGAGCUUGGCAAUUUAACAAAUCUACUUUCUUUGGAUCUCUAUGGUAACAACUUGAAUGGUCCUAUCCCUCAUACUUUGGGCCAGUAUUUUAACCUUAAAUUUCUGAGGCUCCAAAACAACCGUUUGAGUGGUCCUAUUCCCAUGUCAUUAAUCACCCUCGAUACGCUCGUAGUGCUGGAUCUUAGCAAUAACAAACUCACUGGUCCCAUUCCUACGGAACUGGGUGGCAUUACUAGUUUGAGCCACGCAGAUUUGUCAGGCAACUGUCUCGAUGUGGAAGGGAAUCCCUUAACAUCUGAUACCAGGUUUAUCUUGGAUAGCAGUCCUGACCCAACACGUUGUGCUUGAACAACGUAACUAUCAUUUGUAUGUGGAAUUGAUAGGUCAGAUCUUCAUGGUUUCCAGUGACAAUUCGUGAGGCUGGAUUCUUUGGCAAACUGAAAGAAGGGACAAGAUUCAGAAUAGACAAAGAAACUGUUACGGAAAGA